CAGGGCGGACUGGCUGGGGGGCUCCCGGGGCUCUGGAGGGCGCGCGUCCGGGCGGCUGUCAUGGAAGGAACUGGCGUCGGCUUCCGGAAAGACCUGGUGAGCAAGCUGCUGCAGCUGCACUUCACGAACAGCAAGACCAAAGUCGGCGGGGACGCACUGCGGCUCAUGGCGGAGCUGCUGACCAUCUUCGUUGUGGAAGCGGCUGUCCGCAGUGUCCGGCAGGCCCAGGCAGAGGACCUGGCUCUCGUGGACGUGGACCAGCUGGAGAAGGUGCUGCCUCAGCUGCUCCUGGACUUCUAGGGGCCUCCACCCCCACUGCGGCCCGCUGUCCAAGCCAAGGCCAAGCCCCGCGCCCACAUUUCUGUGGCCUCUGGCUUCAGACAAGGAAGGAGCUGCUGAUGCCUGAGACAGACU
Odobenus rosmarus divergens (Pacific walrus) is the source of this 414-nucleotide messenger RNA. It is a transcript of the gene CENPX, whose product is annotated as stimulated by retinoic acid 13. Gene Ontology annotation, biological process: kinetochore assembly; replication fork processing; DNA repair. The transcript is spliced from 5 exons. The record is from RefSeq and is a predicted model, not a curated record. Lineage: Eukaryota; Metazoa; Chordata; Mammalia; Carnivora; Odobenidae. Gene Ontology annotation, cellular component: FANCM-MHF complex; Fanconi anaemia nuclear complex. The coding region runs from base 61 to 300 and encodes 79 amino acids.